ACUUGUAUUAUAUUUUUCGUGGGGGUCUUCUUUUUCUUUACCUUCUCUUCUUACACCACAGGACCACACCAGCUUUUUUUCUUCGAUUUGUUGAUCUGCUUCUUCAGAUAUGUUGGUCUCGAUCUUCCCCUUAAAUGGCCACUUGGAAUCCUAGAGAGAGAGAGAGAGAGGGAGAGGGAGAGAGAGAGGUAGAAAGUGGGUGAAUUUUGAAAUUUUGAUUGGAAUUGUGAGAUGGGAUUGUGUGUGUGGACUGUGGGGAAGAAGGUAGGUGAUGACUGAUAAGUGAUUGUUGAAAAAGUUUUGAACUUUUUGUUGGGGGGCUUUUGAUUUUUUGCUUGGAGUUUUGAUAUGGGUGGGUGCUUUCCUUGUUUUGGGUCAUCCAAAAACAAAGAGGGCAGUGGUGGUGGUGGUGGUGUCAAGGAAGUGACCAAGAAGGACUCAUCAGUUAAAGAAGGCUCAGCUGCUCAGUCUCACCGUGUUACAAGAGUUAGCUCUGACAAAAAGUCUCGGAAUGGUUCUGAUCCCAAGAAGGAACCACCUAUUCCAAAAGAUGGCUCGACAGCACACAUUGCUGCACAGACAUUUACCUUCCGAGAGCUCGCAGCUGCAACGAAGAAUUUUAGGCCAGAAUGUUUGUUGGGUGAAGGUGGUUUUGGACAUGUCUACAAAGGUCGCUUGGAGAGCACAGGACAGGUAGUUGCCGUGAAACAACUUGACCGGAAUGGCCUUCAAGGAAAUCGAGAGUUUUUGGUGGAGGUUCUUAUGCUCAGCCUUCUGCAUCACCCAAACCUUGUCAACUUGAUAGGCUAUUGCGCUGAUGGGGAUCAACGCCUCCUUGUUUAUGAGUUUAUGCCUUUGGGAUCCUUGGAGGAUCAUUUACACGAUCUUCCAUCAGACAAGGAGCCCCUGGACUGGAAUACAAGAAUGAAGAUUGCAGCUGGUGCAGCUAAGGGUUUGGAAUACUUGCAUGAUAGAGCAAACCCUCCCGUCAUAUACAGAGACUUGAAGUCGUCAAACAUCCUUCUUGACGAGGGCUUUCACCCAAAGUUAUCUGAUUUUGGGCUUGCAAAACUAGGUCCCGUUGGUGACAAGACGCACGUGUCCACCCGUGUGAUGGGAACAUAUGGCUACUGUGCUCCAGAAUAUGCUAUGACUGGCCAACUCACUCUGAAGUCUGAUGUCUACAGUUUUGGAGUCGUCUUCCUUGAACUUAUUACAGGGAGAAAAGCCAUUGAUAAUACCCGAGGUCCUGGAGAGCAUAAUCUUGUUGCAUGGGCACGGCCACUUUUCAAGGAUCGUAGGAAGUUCCCGAAAAUGGCCGAUCCACUAUUGCAAGGCCGUUACCCAAUGCGAGGGCUUUACCAAGCUCUUGCUGUUGCAGCCAUGUGUUUGCAGGAACAAGCGGCUACAAGGCCUCUAAUAGGGGAUGUUGUGACUGCUCUCACGUACUUAGCCUCCCAAACAUAUGAUCCAAAUGCAGCCACUACUCCUAGCAACAGAGGUGGUUCAUCUACUCCUAGGCACAGGGAUGAACGAAGGAACAUGGGAGAUGGGCUAGAUAGCCCAGAUGAGUAUGUACGUGGUGGGCGACAUGGUUCUCCGGCUACGCAUAAAAACUCACCUGAUUUCAGAAGAAGAGACCCCAAUAGGGACUUGAAUACCGGCGUAGAAUUAGGGAGGAUUGAAACUGGCACUGGGUCUGGGAGAAGAUGGGGUUUAGAUGGGUUGGAACGACAAGAGUCUCAGAGAGACAGCCCACAAAGUGCUGGGAGAGCACGGGAAACUCCAAGAAACCGUGAUCUAGAUAGAGAACGUGCAGUUGCUGAGGCAAAGGUUUGGGGCGAAAAUUGGAGAGAAAAGAAGCGAGCAAAUGCGAUGGGUAGCUUUGACGGAACAAAUGAGUGAAUGCAGCAACAAGGCAAGUAAAAUUUUCUUCCGAGGAAAAAUGUGUUGAAAGUUACUGGGGGAACAUUGCGAUGAAAGAGAAAUUGCGAGAGCUACAUUCAUCCUUUACAUAUUGGUGUCCAUGCUCACUGAGGGAAUACGUGCUGUGUCAUCCUCCGGCUUUGGCUAUUGUUUGCUUGUGAUAUCAUUCUUGUAGUUGAGUAUGGAAACUGAAUGCUCGGGUAUUGCGAUAAAGGAAGAAACACGGUAAGAGAAAGGGAUUGGAGGAAGGGGGGUAGUUUAAUGAUUUUCGGGUAGCGCCCGACAACAGAAUGGUUGUAUGCAACAUUUUGGUCUUUGUAUUAAUUUUCCGAUGCUCGUAUUACAGGACAGGAGGGAAAUUUGUCGGAAUGAUGUGUAAUUUUUGCCCCUUAUGAUGUGUAGCCUGUAGAUUUUGGGGAAUUAGUGAGUUUGGUUUUGAUGAUGCUGUUACAUGUUUGUACUCUCAUACAAUCUCAUGUAUGAAUGGAUUUCUGAGUCAUGUUUUCAGCCUAUACAGAAACGUCUGAUCCCAUGUAAAAUUCCUCCUUUUGUGAAGUUAUCUUCCCUUCGUGUUU
This is a messenger RNA of Malus domestica (apple), 2501 nucleotides long. Its product is annotated as serine/threonine-protein kinase PBL27-like. Gene Ontology annotation, molecular function: protein kinase activity; ATP binding. The record is from RefSeq and is a predicted model, not a curated record. Gene Ontology annotation, biological process: protein phosphorylation. Lineage: Eukaryota; Viridiplantae; Streptophyta; Magnoliopsida; Rosales; Rosaceae.